Molecule: messenger RNA, 1963 nt
Organism: Mangifera indica (mango)
Lineage: Eukaryota; Viridiplantae; Streptophyta; Magnoliopsida; Sapindales; Anacardiaceae
Product: UDP-glycosyltransferase 73D1-like
Exons: 2
Coding region: 291-1751 (486 amino acids)
Molecular function (GO): UDP-glycosyltransferase activity
Source: RefSeq, a predicted model, not a curated record
UGAGUCAAUGAGCAUUAAUAAUGCAUUCAGAUGUACCAAUCAAUCAUUGCCUCCCCUUGAAGAAGAAAUAGAGAACGUCACCGAAGUUGAAGAAGAAGUCCACUGCUAGAAGUUAACAGCAAAAAUAGUCGAAGUUGAAGAAGAAAUGCACUAUCAGAAGUUGACGGCAGAAACAACCCAACUUGAAGAAGCCCUCUACCGUUGAUUCGCCUUCAUGCGUGGUGGCGGAGAACAGUCAAAAGCCAUCAAAGUUGAAGUUUUUGAUUGUCGGCAAAAAUAGGGUCGCUGCCAUGGCUUCAGAAUCCGGCAAACUUCACUUUGUCUUAAUGCCCCUCAUGGCACAAGGCCACAUGAUCCCAAUGAUAGACAUGGCGAGGCUUUUUGCAGAGCAAGGAGUGAUGGUUAGCUUGGUCACAACUCCUCAUAAUGCUUCGAGGUUUGAUACAGUUAUUGCUCGAGCAUUAGAAUCGAACCUGGAAAUUCAGCUUGUACAAAUUACUUUUCCAUGCCAGGAGGUAGGCCUCCCUGUGGGUUACGAAAAUCUCGACACACUCCCUUCGCGAGAUCUGUUGGGCAAAUUUUAUAUUGCGCUUGCUAUGCUACAAGAGCCACUGGAACGGUUCCUAGAGAGCCAAAAGCUACAUCCUCCAAGUUGCAUAAUAUCAGAUAAGUGCCUUUCCUGGACGUCCGAAACCGCUCAAAAGUUCAAGAUUCCUAGGAUUGUUUUUCACGGGAUGUGUUGCUUCUCAUUAUUGAGCUCUCAUAAUGUAAUGCUACAUGAUGCUCACCGUUCUGUGUCAUCCGAUUCUGAGCCUUUUGUGAUUCCAGGGAUGACAAAAAGGAUUGAAGUAACAAGGGCGCAGCUUCCAGGGGCGUUUGUGAGUAUACAUGAUUUGGAUGAUGUUCGGAAUAAGAUGAGAGAGGCGGAGUCAUCUGCUUACGGCGUUGUGGUAAAUAGUUUCAGCGAGUUGGAGCAUGGCUGCGUUGAGGAAUACGAGAAGGCGAUUGGAAAAAAAGUCUGGAGCAUCGGUCCAGUUUCGUUAUGUAACAAAGAGAAUCUAGACAAGUUUGAGAGAGGAAACAAAGCUUCAGUUGACGAGCAACAAUGCUUUAAAUGGCUCAACUCAAAGGACGAAAGGUCAGUUAUAUACGCUUGCCUUGGCAGCCUUUGCCGCUUAGUUCCAUCUCAGCUGAUUGAACUGGGACUGGGAUUGGAAGCCUCAGGAAAACCCUUUAUUUGGGUUGUGAAAAUAGGCCCUGAGCUAGAGAAAUGGUUAUCGGAGGAACGAUUUGAAGAAAGGAUAAAAGGGAGGGGACUUCUGAUAAAGGGUUGGGCGCCUCAAGUGUUUAUUUUAUCACAUCCAGCAAUUGGGGGAUUUUUAACUCAUUGUGGUUGGAACUCAACGAUAGAGGGGAUUUGCGGUGGAGUGCCGUUGAUAACUUGGCCUUUGUUCGCUGAGCAGUUCUUUAAUGAAAAGCUGAUUGUGGAGGUGUUGGAGAUUGGAGUGAGGGUUGGUGUUGAGAUCACUGUGAGGUGGGGGGAGGAAGAGAAAGUUGGAGUAUUGGUGAAGAAAGAUGAAAUCGAAAAGGCUGUUAAUAUGGUGAUGGAUGGAGAAGAAGAAGCGGAAAAGAGAAGAGAAAGAUCAAGAAAACUUCAAGUGAUGGCGAAGACAGCAAUGGAAAAGGGUGGAUCUUCCUAUUUAAACUUGUCACUUCUAAUUCAAGACAUGAUGAAGCAAUUCACACCAUGACUGGCUUUAAUAGGUACUGGGUGAAACUGAUUAAGACAAGGUUGAGAAAAUUUUGCCUUAAUUUGAUACCUUUCAUGAUUAGAAAUUAUACUUUGGGGGUUACUGUAAUAAGUUUGUCAUUGUAUUUAUUGAUGGAAGUAAUUUCUUGUUUGUGGACACCCAUAUUUAGGUAAUUAAUCCAUAUCAAUAAAAUAAGUGAUUAUAUAAUUAAA